AUGGCGGGGAUUCAGGAAGGACCGGAAUAUGGAAUCGGGGACUUUGUCCUCUUAGAAUCCCUUACAAUGUCGGAUUUUAUGCAUAAUCUUAAGUUAAGAUUUGAGAAAGGCAAACUGUACACAUAUAUUGGUGAAGUGGUGGUAUCCGUGAACCCGUACCGUCCAGUGAACAUAUAUGGCAAAGAUAUUGUACAGGCGUAUCAAGGGCGAGAAAUAUAUGAAAAUCCACCCCACAUCUUUGCUCUGGCAGAUGCUGCAUAUAAAUCCAUGAAACGUCGUUCUAGAGACACUUGUAUUGUUAUAUCAGGAGAGAGUGGAUCAGGAAAGACGGAGGCCUCCAAGAUUGUAAUGAGAUACAUAGCGGCAGUUACAAACAUCAGUGGACAGAAGGAGAUAGAAAGGGUGAAGAAUGUCCUCAUCCAGUCUAACUGUAUCCUGGAGGCUUUUGGGAAUGCUAAAACCAACCGUAAUGACAACAGUAGCCGCUUUGGAAAGUAUAUGGACAUCAACUUUGACUUCAAGGGAGACCCCAUAGGAGGACACAUUAACAACUAUCUCCUGGAGAAGUCCAGGGUCGUCAUGCAGCAAAAAGGGGAGAGGAAUUUCCAUUCAUUUUAUCAACUUCUGUAUGGAUCUCCAGAUAGCAAACUUGUAGAGCUGUCCAUCACUCGAGAUGUUAAAAGAUAUCACUACAUCAACCAAGGAGGCGAGCCCAAGGUUGGAUCCAUCGAUGACAAACAUGAUUACAGAGCUGUCAUGGAUGCAAUGAAAGCUAUAGGAUUUGCCUUCAAACAUGCAGAAACACUCUGGAAAAUAGUGGCAGCUAUCUUACAUUUGGGUAAUGUUGAAUUCGAAGAGAAAGGGAUUGAUGACCACGAUGCCAAAGUGAAACAGCAGUUCGAGUUGAAGACAAUCGCAGGGCUGUUGAGUCUGGAUGAGUUUGAACUGGAGAGGGCACUGUGUCAUAGGACAGUGGCAGCAGCAGGGGAAGUCAUGGAUAAACAGCUCACUGUGCCUCAGGCAGAGUAUGCAAAGGAUGCAUUCGCAAAGGCAAUCUAUGAAAGAAUGUUUACUUGGAUUGUCAGCAGGAUCAACCAGGCCAUUGAAAUAAAAAGUGAUGUCAUCAAACAUGGAAGGAAUACUGUCAUUGGCGUUCUUGACAUCUAUGGCUUUGAAAUAUUUGAUAACAACAGUUUUGAGCAGUUCUGCAUCAACUACUGCAAUGAGAAGCUCCAGCAACUGUUUAUAGAGCUGGUCCUUAAACAAGAGCAGGAGGAAUAUAUGAAAGAAGGCAUAGAGUGGGAACAUGUUGAGUACUUCAACAACAAAGUAAUCUGUGAUCUUGUAGAGGAGCCCCACAGAGGCAUCAUAGCAACGCUUGAUGAGGCUUGCCUUAAUGUUGGCAAAGUCACAGAUAAAAUGUUUCUUGAGGCAAUGAACCAGAAAUACGGUGACCACAAACACUACACAAGCAGAAAACUAAAGACUGGGGACAAAUCUCUUGAAUAUGACAUCAACUUUAAAAUUAAACAUUACGCAGGAGAUGUCAAAUACAGUGUUGUGAACUUUAUAGACAAAAAUAAGGACACUUUAUUCCAAGAUUUUAAAAGGCUGUUGUAUAACAGUGACAAUGAACUCCUGAAAAUCAUGUGGCCAGAGGGUGCUCAAGCUGUUACAAAGGUGACAAAGAGGCCAUUAACAGCAGGCACCAACUUCAGGAAUUCCAUUAUAGCAUUAGUAGAAAUUCUUGCCUCAAAGGAACCGUACUAUGUGCGAUGUGUGAAACCCAAUGAAGAGAAGUCCCCAGUGUUGUUUGAUGAUGAGAGAGUACAGCACCAGGUUAUGUACCUUGGUCUUUUAGAGAACGUCAGAGUCAGGCGAGCGGGCUUUGCAUACAGAAUGGAAUACAAACGUUUCCUACAAAGAUACAAGAUGAUAUCUCAGUUCACAUGGCCAAACUUUAGAGGUGGACCAGACAGAGAUGGCGUUCGAGUCAUCAUCGAUGAGCAAGGCUUCCGCAAUGAUGUGCAAUAUGGACGCACAAAAGUAUUCAUACGUUCUCCCAAGACAAUAUUUGAACUUGAGGGAGCUAGGGCAAGACUUAUUCCAGGCUUGGUGAUCUUUUUGCAGAAGUUGUGGCGUGGUGGACUGGCAAGGUUACGCGCCAAACGUAUGAGAGCCAUUUACAAAAUAAUGGACGCAUAUAAGAGAUAUAAACUGAAGUCCUACAUUAGGCUGCUAGCAAAUACAUUCAGACAAUCAGGCCAGAUGAGGGACUGGGGACGUUCUAUUCCAUGGCCAGAGCCACCAAAGGUGCUUGCAGAAUAUGUAGCUCUCUUACAUAAGGUGCAGAGAAGGUGGAUAUAUAACAUGAUAUUGAAGAAUGUGCCAGUGGAUGAGAGGCCGGGCCUGAGACUGAAGAUCUGUGCCACUGAAGCUCUGAAGGGAAGAAGGAGAGAGUGGGGCAUCAAGCGCAAGUGGCAGGGCAACUACUUGGCAGAUCCAAAGGACAACCAGAACACUGCUGAUUAUGUUAGUACAAUAUCUCGCCUUAAAAACAAUGACAACUUCCAGAAGGUGCUAUUCUCUUCAACUGCCAAAAAGGUGAACAGAUUCAAUAAAUGUGAAGACAGGGCAUUCGCUUUCACUGAAAAAUUUAUUUACAAACUAGAUCCAAAGAAGCACUUUAGACCAAUGAGAGCAGGGAUUCCCUGCACUGAUAUCACAGGGGUGAGUGUGACAGAGGGCCCUGAUCAACUAGUGAUUGUUCACCUACAAGGAGGCAACGAUCUUGUCAUAUGUUUACACACUUCUACGCAAGAGGAGAGAGUAGGCGAACUGAUAGGAAUCCUUUGUAGACUCUGGCAAAAGAUACAAAAGCGAGAUUUACGAGUCGUUGUUGGGAGCAACUUGCAGUGCAUGCUGGGAGAUAAAUCACGCACAAUAAACGUUGAAAUUGGCAAUGGUGCUGCUCCACUAUUCAAGAAGAAUGGCAAUGGUUUCAUAUUAACUGCUCCUUCAGUAUCAACUUAGCCAGCCCCUGUAUAAUAUAGCACCGGUGUGAGACACAGCCAGACUAUUGGAUCUUAUGUCUCCUAAAGGAGAAAGGGGAUAUAUUGUGGGAGACACUUUUGAAUUUAUGCAUAAACCAUGACAACAGUAUUUGUUCAGAUACAUAUACUAUAAAGAGAUCCAGUAUGAGGUGAUAGAUUUAUCUUGAUUUGUGCAUUAAUAAGAAAUUGUGAGGUAAUACAUACAUCUUGAGUUGUGUAUUAACUGUGAGGUAGACCAUACAUCAUGAGUUAAGCAUUGAUUGCGAGGUAGAACAUA
Molecule: messenger RNA, 3330 nt
Organism: Owenia fusiformis
Lineage: Eukaryota; Metazoa; Annelida; Polychaeta; Sabellida; Oweniidae
Source: the annotation of a GenBank genome assembly